AUGACCCUUCUGGAAAUGGCCAACAUCACAUACGGUUUCUCCGGCGCUGGCCCUUGUUCCGGUGUGAGUGGUAGCAUUCCACGUUUGGGCUACCCGGGAAUGUGCUUCCAGGACGCUGGACAAGGUGUUCGCGGACAGGACGGUGUCAAUGCCUACCCUGCUGGUCUUCACGUUGGUGCCAGCUGGAAUCGUGAAUUGGCUCUCGAACGUGGACAGUAUCUCGGUGCCGAAUUCAACCGCAAAGGUGUCAGCGUGGCCUUGGGUCCUAUGGUUGGCCCUCUCGGUCGUGUUGCCACUGGUGGACGGCUAUGGGAAGGCUUCGCGUCCGACCCAUACCUCUCCGGUCAGCUGGUGAUUCCCACCAUUCAAGGCAUGCAAGAAAAUGUUGUGGCCUGUGUGAAGCAUUUGGUUGCGAACGAGCAGGAGACCAACAGGUCGACAUCGUUGACCCACCCAGGUGGUCAAGCUGUAUCCUCCAACUUGGAUGACAAAACCUUGCACGAGCUCUACUUGUGGCCCUUUGACGACGCUGUUGAAGCUGGCGUUGGCAUUGUCAUGUGCAGCUACAACCGUGUCAACCAGACAUACGCCUGUGAGAACGAACAUCUUCAAAAGGAAAUUCUCAAGGGCGAACUCGGUUUCAGAGGUUUCAUCCUAUCAGACUGGAAUGCUCAGCACAACGGUCUCUUGUCCGCCACCUCCGGUCUUGAUGUCGUCAUGCCCACCUCCUCCCUGUGGGACAAUGGCCAACUUGCUGGUUAUGUCACGAAUGGCUCGCUCCCACGAGCUGAUCUCGAAGACAAGGCUCUUCGUAUCCUCGCCACCUGGUACAAAUUUGGCCUGGAUACCAACUCCACAGCAGCAGCGCUUGGUGCCGGUCAAGUCAGCCCGCUCACCACACCCCACGAGUUUGUCAACGCAAGGGACCCGGCGUCAGCACCUAGCAUUUAUAAGCAGGCUCAGGAAGGCCACGUCCUCGUCAAGAAUGUCAAUAACGCUCUUCCGCUCAAGAAACCGCGUGUCCUGUCCAUCUUUGGCCAAGAUGCUUUCCCACAGACUACCGCAACCCCAAUUCUUUUCGCUGGAUUGGAUCUUUUCAGCUACAAUUUCCAGUCUCUGAUUCCGGUCAUCUUACAAGCAUAUGCGUAUGGUACUGCGACUCCUGGCACCCUCAACGGUACUUUGACUGUCGGAGGUGGCAGCGGUGGUAACACAGCGCCCUACAUCAGCACACCUUGGGAUGCCAUCCAACAAAGGACCAUCGAGGAUGGCACCCAACUUUUCUGGGACGCCAGCGGCUCUACUGAGCCAGAGGUCGUCGGUUACAAUGACGCGUGUCUUGUCUUCCUCAAUGCUUUUGCUAGUGAGGGCUGGGACCGCCUCGAUGGUCUUACCGACCCUGCUGGUGAUGCUCUCGUUUUGCACGUCGCGAGCAAGUGCAAGAACACUAUGGUCUUCAUUCACAACGCUGGUGCUCGUCUCGUCGAUGCUUGGGUGGACCACCCUAACGUCACAGCUGUCAUGUUUGCCCACGUUCCCGGUCAAGAUUCUGGUCGUGCCAUUGCAUCUUUGAUCUACGGUGAUGUCUCGCCUUCUGGACGCCUUCCCUACACCGUCGCCAAGAAUCAAUCCGACUAUGGUAGCCUUCUCUUCCCUGUUAUCGGCGCGCCUGACAACUUCGACCCACAAUCCAACUUCACUGAAGGCGUCGAGAUUGACUACCGUUCUUUCCUCGCUCGCGACGUCACCCCGAGAUACGCUUUUGGAUACGGACUGACCUACUCGACUUUCUCAUACUCUAACCUCACCGUCGAGGCUAACGGCGCCCUGGAGCACAGCCAUGCGCUCACCGACAAUGUCAUGCGAGUUACAGCAUCCAUCACCAACACUGGCAAGGUCACCGCUGCCGAGGUUCCUCAGCUUUACUUGAGCAUUCCCGGUGCUUCGACUAAAGUCCUCCGUGGUUUCACCAAGACUUCUCUCUGCGCCAACGUUACUGCAGAGGUUGAGUUCCUCCUCCGCCGGAAGGAUUUGUCCCAGUGGGACGUUACCACGCAGAAAUGGUUCGUCCCCAGCGGUGAUUUCACCGUUGAGAUCUCCAAGUCAGUCCUGGAUGUCCAGCUGACGGCGACCUUCACUCUUUAA
Molecule: messenger RNA, 2145 nt
Organism: Dissoconium aciculare CBS 342.82
Lineage: Eukaryota; Fungi; Ascomycota; Dothideomycetes; Mycosphaerellales; Dissoconiaceae
Product: glycoside hydrolase family 3 protein
Exons: 3
Coding region: 1-2145 (714 amino acids)
Biological process (GO): glucan catabolic process
Molecular function (GO): beta-glucosidase activity
Source: RefSeq, a predicted model, not a curated record